GGCGGCGGCCGAGGCGGGAGAGGCGCGAUGGCCGACCGAGGCGUCCCCGCUGAAGUGUCCGGCCCUCGGGGUUCUCCGCGGCAGGAAGCCCGGCACCCGCGUGCAGCCGGGCCGGGCAGCGGUGAGACCCCACGCACGGCGGCGCUGGCGCUGCGUUUUGACAAGCCCAUCAAGCAGGCCUUCUACAACACGGGGGCCGUGCUGUUCGUGUGCCUGUGCUGCGGCGCGGCGGUGCUCGUGUACUUCAUCCUCGAGGCCUUCCUGCGGCCCCUGCUCUGGGCGGUGCUGUGCGGCACCUUCCUGCACCCCUUCAAGAGCUCGCUGACGCGCCUGGGCCGCCACUGGCUGCAGCGCCUGCACCGCGCGCACACGCCCAUCGUGCUGGCCGCGCUGCUGCUGCCGCUCUGCUUCGCCGACUACGGCGUGGAGGCCCUGGGCGAGCAGGUGCUGCGCCGCCGCCGCCUGCUGCUGCUGCUGGGCGCGGGCGGCCCGCUGCUCUACGGCCUCUACUGCCUCGGCAGCUACCUGGGCGUGCAGGUGCUGCUGGCGCACGCGGGCGCGCUCAUCUGCCGGGGGCUGGACUAUUUCAGCAGCCUGUGGAUCUGGACUUUGGUAGUUGGCUAUGUGUUGGCCGUUUCAUUCAAGUGGAAUGCCAGCACUGAACGCUAUCUGAGAGCAGUUUCAAUUCCUGUCUGGAUUAUCUUGCUUUUUCAUUUAGCAUCAUUGGCUGGCUCAUGGAGAAUUCCAGUAUUCCUGGUUAUUGUUUUCCUGAUGUCUGUGGGCACCCUCUAUGAAAAGCAGAAUGGGAAAGAGUCUGCUGGGGCAGAAUUACCAGGGCAAGUUAUCUCCAUGGCAGCUUCUACUCUAGCAAAUCUGGCCAUCUCUAUCACAGGGUAUGAGUCAAGCAGUGAGGACCAGCCCUCCACUCUGCCUGCAGAAUCAAUGGACAAGGAAGGCGAGCCUCCUCCAACAUUGUCUGCUGCUGCUCCUCCUUCUUCUUCUUCUUCCCCUUCUUCCCCUUCUUGUCCUUCCUCCCCUUCACCCACUCUGGGCAGACAAAGGCCUGAGAUUGGAACAUUUCUCAGAAAGAAGAAAACUAGUGACAUUUACUUUGUGUCUCUUGGCUGGGCCAUCAUAGUUGUCCAGCUCUGGCUGAACUUGUGGAUUGUGCAGUUGCUGCCAGUGCCCAUUGCAGUCUGGAUAAUCAAAAAGCUUGUCAUUCACUUUGGAGUUGUGGACUUCCUGGAGAAACGGUGCCGGGUAUGGUGGCAGGUUGUUGAAGGCUUCCUGAAGGAGCGACAGGAGGCUUUAGCCCCAUGGCCAAUUAUUGGGCUUGGAAAAUUUCUGUUAAAAGUUGAUAGCAAGAUGAUCAUCUGGUUGGAGAAGAUGUUAGAUAAAAUAAUUAGCAUUUUUAUCAUAUUUUUGCUAGUAAUAGGAACACUUCUUUUAGCCCUUCUCCUGACUGCAAAGGUACAUCAAGAGAGUGUACAUAUGAUUGAAGUCACAAGUAAUUUGAUUAAUGAAACUGUAGCAAAUCACCCUGAGUGGGCAAAUUGGCUUCCUGAGGCUCAGGUGGUCCAAAGAGCUCUGAAUUCUGCAGCUAACAAUGUGUAUCAGUAUGGAAGAGAAUGGAUAACCCACAAGCUGCAUAAAAUUUUAGGAGAUAAGAUGAAUAAUACUGCUGUAAUUGAGAAGCAAGUACUAGAACUCUGGGAUAGACUAUAUCAUUCUUGGUUUGUAAAGAAUGUAACACAUUCUGGAAGGCAUAAAGGGCACAAGAUGCAUAUAAGUCGUCAGAACAGCUGGCUGGGAGACAUUCUGGACUGGCAGGAUAUUGCCUCUUUUGUUCACGAGAACAUUGAGACAUUUCUUUCGAUAUUAUCUUUUGGCUUCCAAAUAUGGAAGAUGAAGAUCUUGGAGUCCUUGUGGAUUGUUAUGAGCCGGAAUGUGAGCCUGCUAUUUACUACAGUUACCACGCUGCUGACUAUCCUCUUCUAUAGUGGCACUGCCCUUCUUAAUUUUGUACUCUCCCUGAUAAUUUUCCUGACCACACUGUUUUAUCUAUUAAGUUCCAGUGAUGAGUACUACAAGCCAGUGAAGUGGGUGAUAAGCCUGACACCACUAUCUCAGCCAGGUCCUUCCUCUAAUAUUAUUGGCCAGUCUGUGGAAGAAGCCAUCAGAGGGGUGUUUGAUGCUUCCCUCAAAAUGGCGGGCUUCUAUGGAUUGUACACCUGGCUGACUCAUACUAUAUUUGGCAUCAACAUUGUCUUCAUUCCAUCAGCUUUGGCUGCAAUUCUUGGAGCUGUGCCUUUUCUGGGAACGUACUGGGCGGCGAUUCCUGCAGUUUUAGACUUGUGGCUCACCCAGGGUUUAGGCUGCAAGGCCAUCUUGCUGUUGGUUUUUCAUCUCUUGCCAACAUACUUUGUAGAUACUGCAAUCUAUUCUGAUAUAUCAGGAGGUGGCCAUCCUUACCUGACAGGCUUGGCAGUGGCUGGAGGAGCAUACUACCUAGGCCUGGAGGGAGCCAUCAUUGGGCCUAUACUUCUCUGCAUACUAGUAGUUGCUUCCAAUAUCUACAGUGCCAUGCUAGUUAGUCCUACAAAUUCAGUGCCCACACCAAACCAGACUCCAUGGUCUGCUCAGACUCAGCGGACUUUCCGUGAUAUCUCUGAAGAUCUGAAAUCUUCAGCAGAUUGAUGGGCUUCACAGUAUUUGCUCCCUGGGAAGUUCCACCUCGACAGUGAGUUGCCCUCUGAGGAGGCCUCUUGUCAGCUGGGCCUGACUGUACCCAGGAAAGAAGCAGAAGCUUCCUGGCCUUCAGGCAGAGCACCUGAACAAGAGACAACUUGCUUUGGGCUGCUUUGCAUUUUAAAACACAACUUAAGGGUUCAGAAAUGUGGUUUUGCACACUUAAGCAAGCUAGGAUGACUUGAAAAUUUUAAGUUUAUACACUGGUACCAUGGCUUGAAAUUUUUUUGCUUUAUCUCUAUUACGAUAAUAUGUAUUUAUAAAGUUAUUUCAAGAACUCUAAACUAUCUGUUGUUAAAAGUAUAUUUAGUAUAAUUUUCUCCUGUUUAAGAGGUCUGUUCUUAAACUUUUCUAUGACAGUCACUCUUCAAUGAAGAGGGCUUUCAGUUUUGACUAUGUAGUUGUUUAAUAAUGACACGGAUAAUGUGUCUUCCCCUCUUUGAGGAAGAACACAUCUUAGGUGGACAGAUGGGAUGGCUUAUUUGUGUAUCAGCUGUGUGCUGCAACCAGAGGAAACAAAGAGAUCAGAGCACUCCCUCUCCUUCCUUCCUACCUUCCUUCCUUCCUUCCUUCCUCCCUCCCUUCCUUCC
This is a messenger RNA of Dipodomys spectabilis (banner-tailed kangaroo rat), 3338 nucleotides long. It is a transcript of the gene Tmem245, whose product is annotated as transmembrane protein 245. The record is from RefSeq and is a predicted model, not a curated record. The coding region runs from base 28 to 2697 and encodes 889 amino acids. NCBI's taxonomy places the organism in Eukaryota, Metazoa, Chordata, Mammalia, Rodentia, Heteromyidae. The transcript is spliced from 18 exons.